Messenger RNA from Strongylocentrotus purpuratus (purple sea urchin), 3938 nucleotides. RefSeq lists its product as uncharacterized. Bases 1 to 1839 code for a protein of 612 amino acids. Lineage: Eukaryota; Metazoa; Echinodermata; Echinoidea; Camarodonta; Strongylocentrotidae. The transcript is spliced from 14 exons. The record is from RefSeq and is a predicted model, not a curated record.
AUGGACGACACAACUACAACAUUCAAAAACCUCGCAUUGGAGCUCCAAGCAAAUCUCGAUAAGAUAUAUCAAAACACACCGGGUUUCAUCGGCUCGCGAGUCGUAUCCUUCGGGAGUGGAAGUAUCAUUGCCAAUUUCAUUCUCAUUUUCAAUCCAACAACGAGCUUAAGUGAAAUAGAAGCUAUUGACAUUUUUAGAAGCGCAUUGACAUCAGAGGCCGAGAUCACAAGCGGUUCCGGACUGUUCCUUACGUCACUCCCAGCUUUCAUCAUUUUUCUCCCCUGUGAAGACUUGACCUGUGAAAACAGUGGAACCUGUAUAAUAACAAGCGAUAGAUCAGGUGGAGAAUGCAGAUGUACCGAUAGCUGGACUGGGGACCGCUGUCAAACAUCCUCAAACAGCAAACUUACCGAGUUGCCCGUUAACUGCCCGGACUUUGAUCGCACAAUAGGCACUGAUCCAGGACAAGCGACGUAUACUUUUAGCCCAGAUUUCGGAGCAGAUGACGUAACCAAAUCUGUAGAUGGUUACAGAUAUCACGGAGGUGAUGUCUCGGUAAAUAUUACUCUAGGAGGUUCCCCGGUUGGCAGCGGUGUGUCCAUAGGGACACACGACGUGAUUGCACUUAUCUAUGAUGACGAAUUGAGUAAGACAUGCACAGGAACAUACCAUGUUCAAGAUGAUGAAUCUCCUUUUAUAAUGUGUUCCAACCUGACUGUGCCGUUUGGUAACGUUGUGGCUAAUUAUGACGCUGUUGUUUCGGAUAAUGUCGAUGAACCGUCGUCACUUCGGGUUGAUUUUGCUCCAAAGCAACCGGGUCAAAGGUUAGAUCCAGGCGUCAAUGAAAUAUCAGCAACUGUCACCGAUUCAGCUGGAAACAUCAAUAGCACCGUCUGUUAUAUUGAUAUACAAAUGACGGAGUUGCCAGUCGAGAUUUUGCAGGCAUCCGCUGCUUAUGAUGGAAACACAUACAGUCUAUUCUUCCGUGGUCAUCUCAAGGAGGGCCUGACCUCUCUUAAUUUCGCGUUCUAUGGUGACGUCAUAUAUGACCCCAUUAUUGUUAAUGGAGUGGAACAAUUUCAGCCAGCAGAUCUGUCGCCUGGCGUUAACAACAUCAGGAUUGAAGCAACAGAUGGAGUCUUGUCAAAAACCAUCCAGUUUGUUCUAAAUGUGACAAGAAAUCAACCAGUAAAUUAUGAACUAACUGGAAACAUGGUUUUGGCAAGAAUUAAAGGCAUCGACGCACCCUUUACACAGGACCUAUUGGACGACACAACUACAACAUUCAAAAACCUCGCAUUGGAGCUCCAAGCAAAUCUCGAUAAGAUAUAUCAAAACACACCGGGUUUCAUCGGCUCGCGAGUCGUAUCCUUCGGGAGUGGAAGUAUCAUUGCCAAUUUCAUUCUCAUUUUCAAUCCAACAACGAGCUUAAGUGAAAUAGAAGCUAUUGACAUUUUUAGAAGCGCAUUGACAUCAGAGGCCGAGAUCACAAGCGGUUCCGGACUGUUCCUUACGUCACUCCCAGCUUUCAUCAUUUUUCUCCCCUGUGAAGACUUGACCUGUGAAAACAGUGGAACCUGUAUAAUAACAAGCGAUAGAUCAGGUGGAGAAUGCAGAUGUACCGAUAGCUGGACUGGGGACCGCUGUCAAACAUCCUCAAACAGCAAACCAACCUCUAUUGCAGUGAUCGUCGGAAACAACAGCAGGUGUACUUUUAUUCUUCAUCCUCAUCCUGAUCUUGGUCCUCUUCGUGCUCGCUUUGAGAAACAGAAUGGUGAUGAAAUAUCAGAGCAGCCAGGGUCCUGCUGGGCCCACAUCUAUGUUUGGGACAAGAGAUGACAAUCACAGUGAUCGUCGGAUGUCUCCACGAGGAGACCCAAUCUUCCAUCAUGAGGACAGAAGUAUGGACCUUUCCUUUUGCAAUGAUAAGAUGGACAUGGCUUUAUUCACUCAGUACAAGAGUCGAGAGCAGAGGAGCGUCGGCCGAAAUUUCAAUACCGGACCCUCCUUCACUGGACGUGCGCCGAGCCACGAAACUCUGCAGAAUGGUAAUCACCGAAGGAAUGGAAUACCGCUUCGAGAUACGUAUUACUACAGCGGACAAGUGGAUCUCUAGACCCUGCCAACCCUGUGGAAUGUACAAUGAUACUCGGUGGAGUCGAUUGGGAAGAGCCACUGGUAACAUGUCUUCUUUCCCAAGGUUCAUAUUUACGAAAACGAAAAAAAGGUUCACAAAUCCGAAAAUGAAAUAGUGUUUGUAAUUGAGUAAUUGACAUUUAUCUAUCGAGGAAUGUUCUCUCAGCCCGGAAUUUAAUUGCUGUAAUUUUCCACACAUUUCUGUUUUCUGCCACCCCGGUACACUCUUUUACAAUGUCAUUCCAAUAUUCCCCUCCCAGUUAGUUCUUGUUGCUCUUUGCUUCAACCAUUCCUAUAAGGAUAUUUGUUUCAGAAACCUUUUUCCUUAAUUCUCUAUCAAUUUUCAUAUCUUUCCAUGACAUUUUCAUCAUUCUUCAGUACACCCAAUGUCCUUAUUCUUUGUUAAUGUCCACGUUGCUGCUCUGUACAAUAGAACAUAACAUACUUAGGAAUAUGUAAGUCUCAUUUUAAGUUUAAAUUUCAUUAUUCUUGCUGUAAAUAAGUCUUUAAUCGCCAGAAAAUUAUUCCUUGCUAUAUCAAUCCUUUGUUAGAUGUCUACCUUACAUCUGGCAUCAUCAGUGAUAUGUUGUCCGAGGUAGAUGUAAAUGCUGACCUUCUCAAUGAUAUGGCCAUCUAGUCCAACAUAGAGUCUGAGCUUGAGAAUGAAAUUAGGGUUCAUAACUCCGAAAAUGAAAGGCGUCUAUAAUCUCAAACGCAUAUCAUUUCAAAAAUUAAAAAUAGAACCUCAUAAACUUUUCCAAAUAACGAAUCUUCUGAAUUAUGAACGCUAUUUCAUUUUCAGUAUAAUAAAUUACCUGCUAUAAUUGGGUAUGGGAAAUUUGUAACUCGAAUUUAUGAACCAACGGAAUUAUGAAAUUUAGGAAAAACGAGUGACCCCCAAGUCAAAGAGCUGCAGACUUUAAGGAUAAUCCAACCUUUGUAGUACUUUUUUUUGUAUGAAAGCAGAAAAUUAACAGAAACGGCAUGAUAAAAUAAAACGGACAAAAAUAAAAGAGGUUUGAAUGUUUGAAUCAUGACAUCACUAAAGCUAUGGAAAUUUUGUCAGUAUAUCGUGCUGUUUUCAUAAACAAUUUCUCUCCCAUUUGUCUUGUGCAAAAAUAUCAUUAAUUUCUGUUUUCCCCCAAAGUGCCUCCUCCCUCGGGCCACUACUGAAAUAUAUUAUGGAAAGCAUAUUAUUGUAGGUCCUUGUGAAAGAUUGAUCCACAUUAUCUUUUCAACAAAUUUGAAAUUCCCAAUUUUCCAUACGUAAAGUGAUUAUAACUUUUAAAAAUCUAUACCUUUGAUUUUUGAUUUUUUUUUUUCGUCCGGUUUCACUAGAGUACUUUGUCUAAUGUUUCGGUUUUCUAUGACAUUAUUAAGCUAUUUAGGUAGCAUUUACCUUCAAUAAGUAGAUGAAAUACGAAACUAAAAGGUCAUCGAGUGUGAAAAGGGGUCAUAUGAAUUCCUUUUUAUGCUGCCUUACCCUCCACCUCCUCCUCUAUUGGAUUAAGGGCAGGUACUCUACUGAUGAUACACUUCAUGUGCCCUUUAAAAGAAAUCCGCGUUAUUGAGGUGAAUUUAGCUUUAAAGUGUAACGGAACUGAAGUAACUAAGAAUCCUUCUUCGCUCUUUUAUUAAGUGUAAUUAAAGUCUUGUAAGUUGUGUUAGUGUUACAUGUUUAUAUCUUGCAGUCAAACCUGUCUAUAGUAACCUCCCAUUGAAGGAAAACACACAAAUUUGGCAUUUGCACACAGGUGGUCUUUGAAGACAGGUUCCUUUAGUACAUGUUUUAAUAAGGAAAC